Messenger RNA from Daldinia loculata, 2604 nucleotides. RefSeq names its product calponin homology domain-containing protein. Gene Ontology annotation, cellular component: actin filament bundle; cytoplasm; actin filament. Gene Ontology annotation, biological process: actin filament network formation; actin filament bundle assembly. The record is from RefSeq and is a predicted model, not a curated record. Bases 308 to 2260 code for a protein of 650 amino acids. The transcript has 4 exons. Gene Ontology annotation, molecular function: actin filament binding. NCBI's taxonomy places the organism in Eukaryota, Fungi, Ascomycota, Sordariomycetes, Xylariales, Hypoxylaceae.
UCUACACGCAGCUUUAGCCCGCGCUUCCAAGCUUUCCACUCAACUCACAUCCUAACAAUCUACAUCUGGAGGUAGCCUAACUUCGGAAACAUAAUUUGAGCCUCUGGAAGGUCCUCGGUUAUUAUCUAUAGCUGCCUGCCUAGCCACCCUUCGAGUUAAGAGCUCCUAACCGGCUUAUUCGAAACUACAUAUUCGUAUAUUAUAAAACCCCUUAAAGUCAACGCUUCACGAUCGUGUUCUGUCGAUAGAUCUUCUAGUCCAAUCAAGAACAAUUUUCGCCAGCCUUUGAAGAUCAGCUCUAUUAGUCAUGAACGUUCUUAAGCUUCAGAGGAAAUUUCCUCAAUUCGAACAAGGCGACAUAUUCGGCCUUACCGAUGCCUUCCGCAGGCUCGACGUCGACGAUAAGGGCUACAUUGACGAGGCUACCGCCAUCAAGGCUACCCAGCAAAGCGAGCGACAGCCUUACGAUGUCGUUAGACAGGCUUUAAGAGAAGUUGAGCUCGAUGCUUCCCGAAGAGUUGAACUCGAAGACUAUGUCGGCUUAAUCGCUAAACUGCGCGAAUCCUCACCUGCGCAACGGCGUAUGAACACUGGGGGUGCUGCGCCGGUUGCUCCUGCUGGCAUUGUAUCUCAAAGAACAGGUGGACAAGGGCAUUCCUCCAAAGGAAGCAUCGGCAAGAUUCACGUCCAAGGCUCCAGUGCCAAUAUCACUCAUACCAUCAACGAAGAUGAACGAACCGAAUUUACCCGCCACAUUAAUGCUGUCUUAGCCGGCGACCCCGAUAUAGGGAGUCGAUUGCCCUUCCCGACAGACACUUUCGAGAUGUUCGACGAGUGCAAAGACGGGUUGGUGCUAGCCAAACUUAUCAAUGACAGCGUUCCCGACACCAUCGACGAGCGUGUUCUGAAUGUCCCCGGCAGGAAGGUCAAAAAGUUGAAUACGUUCCAUAUGACAGAGAACAACAACAUUGUCAUAGAAUCUGCAAAAGGUAUCGGCUGUUCAGUCGUCAAUAUUGGUAGCGGUGAUAUCAUCGAAGUCCGAGAACAUCUCAUUCUAGGUCUAAUCUGGCAGAUUAUUCGGAGAGGUCUCUUAGGCAAGAUUGAUAUUAAACUUCACCCUGAGCUCUAUAGACUGCUUGAAGAAGACGAGACGCUAGAGCAGUUUCUACGCUUACCUCCCGAGCAAAUCCUCCUACGAUGGUUCAACUAUCAUCUUAACGCAGCUGGCUGGCAUCGCCGAGUUAGCAAUUUCUCGAGCGACGUAAAGGAUGGGGAGAACUAUGCAGUUCUUCUGGCGCAAAUUGGAAAGGAUUACGGUUGUAGCAGAGCUCCUCUUCAAACACGCGAUCUAUUACAACGAGCAGAGGAGGUACUGGUCGACGCCGAUAAACUGAGCUGCAGGAAGUUCUUGACACCAAGCUCCCUCGUAGCAGGAAACCCUAAGCUCAACCUAGCUUUUGUUGCUAAUUUGUUCAACACCCAUCCAGCCCUAGACCCGAUUACCGAGGAAGAAAAGCAGCAGGUGGAAGACUUUGAUGCCGAAGGUGAACGAGAAGCCAGAGUAUUCACAUUGUGGUUGAACAGUCUGGACGUACAACCAGCUGUAGUCUCCUUCUUCGAUGACCUUUGCGACGGUACCGUUCUACUUCAGGCCUACGACAAGGUUAUCAAGGGCUCGGUGAACUGGAGACAUGUGAACAAGAGGGCGGCAAGCGGCGCCGAGUUGAUGAGGUUCAAAGCCGUCGAGAACACUAAUUACGCCGUUGAACUUGGCAAGCAGAAUGGCUUCUCGCUAGUUGGUAUUCAAGGAGCGGACAUCACUGAUGGAAAUAAAAUGCUCACGCUGGGCCUUGUCUGGCAGCUCAUGCGAAAGGAUAUUACUCUCACACUUUCGGCUCUAGCGCAACGUCUUGGGAAGCGGGAGAUGACCGACGCAGAGAUGGUAAGAUGGGCGAAUGACAUGUCCCGAAAGGGGGGCCGGAAUUCAUCAGUUCGGUCGUUCAAAGAUCCCGCUAUUGGCAGUGGUAUCUUCUUCUUAGACGUUCUGAACGGUAUGAAGAGCAGUUAUGUCGACUACGACCUUGUCACGCCUGGACGAACCGACGAAGAAGCAUACUUGAAUGCUAAGCUUAGCAUUAGCAUCGCCAGAAAGAUGGGAGCAACGAUCUGGCUAGUGCCUGAAGAUAUCUGCCAGGUCCGAAGCAGAUUAGUUACUACUUUCAUCGGCUCGCUUAUGGCGACUCACGAGAAGAUGCAGUAGAUUGAGGGGUUUUAAUUCUCUUGCGAAAGAAGUGCGCAAAGGGCCUAGGUUACUUCGGAUUAAAAAAGUUGGGGAUUUGACGACGAUAUGUGUUAGUUAGCUUACUGAAUGGCUUGUUAGCCUUGCCCAAAUUCCGAAUACAGUUUUCAUCCAACUAUCUCGUAUCAACUAGAAAAAUGAAUAUCUCGCAUUAUGAGUGAUUUCUUUCGGGAUUAGUAAGCUUAAGAAGGUCAUGUACCUAUAAUAGGUCACAUGUAGUUCGUAGUACUUGGAGAAGGAGGGUGCAGACACAUUCUUACGUUAGAUUAAUUUAUAGUUGUUACCUUUCCAGGAGGCAAGUAAUG